Messenger RNA from Pan troglodytes (chimpanzee), 5973 nucleotides. RefSeq names its product RUNX family transcription factor 1 (gene RUNX1). The record is from RefSeq and is a predicted model, not a curated record. Gene Ontology annotation, molecular function: DNA-binding transcription factor activity, RNA polymerase II-specific; RNA polymerase II cis-regulatory region sequence-specific DNA binding; ATP binding. Gene Ontology annotation, biological process: regulation of cell differentiation; regulation of transcription by RNA polymerase II; neuron differentiation. The transcript is spliced from 8 exons. The coding region runs from base 253 to 1656 and encodes 467 amino acids. NCBI's taxonomy places the organism in Eukaryota, Metazoa, Chordata, Mammalia, Primates, Hominidae. Gene Ontology annotation, cellular component: nucleus.
AAUUGAGAUGGGCUGUGGAAAGGGGAACAGUUAAAUUUGUAAUUUGGGUUGUGUGAAAACUUCUUUGGGCCUCAUAAACAACCACAGAACCACAAGUUGGGUAGCCUGGCAGUGUCAGAAGUCUGAACCCAGCAUAGUGGUCAGCAGGCAGGACGAAUCACACUGAAUGCAAACCACAGGGUUUCGCAGCGUGGUAAAAGAAAUCAUUGAGUCCCCCGCCUUCAGAAGAGGGUGCAUUUUCAGGAGGAAGCGAUGGCUUCAGACAGCAUAUUUGAGUCAUUUCCUUCGUACCCACAGUGCUUCAUGAGAGAUGCCAGCACGAGCCGCCGCUUCACGCCGCCUUCCACCGCGCUGAGCCCAGGCAAGAUGAGCGAGGCGUUGCCGCUGGGCGCCCCGGACGCCGGCGCUGCCCUGGCCGGCAAGCUGAGGAGCGGCGACCGCAGCAUGGUGGAGGUGCUGGCCGACCACCCGGGCGAGCUGGUGCGCACCGACAGCCCCAACUUCCUCUGCUCCGUGCUGCCUACGCACUGGCGCUGCAACAAGACCCUGCCCAUCGCUUUCAAGGUGGUGGCCCUAGGGGAUGUUCCAGAUGGCACUCUGGUCACUGUGAUGGCCGGCAAUGAUGAAAACUACUCGGCUGAGCUGAGAAAUGCUACCGCAGCCAUGAAGAACCAGGUUGCAAGAUUUAAUGACCUCAGGUUUGUCGGUCGAAGUGGAAGAGGGAAAAGCUUCACUCUGACCAUCACUGUCUUCACAAACCCACCGCAAGUCGCCACCUACCACAGAGCCAUCAAAAUCACAGUGGAUGGGCCCCGAGAACCUCGAAGACAUCGGCAGAAACUAGAUGAUCAGACCAAGCCCGGGAGCUUGUCCUUUUCCGAGCGGCUCAGUGAACUGGAGCAGCUGCGGCGCACAGCCAUGAGGGUCAGCCCACACCACCCAGCCCCCACGCCCAACCCUCGUGCCUCCCUGAACCACUCCACUGCCUUUAACCCUCAGCCUCAGAGUCAGAUGCAGGAUACAAGGCAGAUCCAACCAUCCCCACCGUGGUCCUACGAUCAGUCCUACCAAUACCUGGGAUCCAUUGCCUCUCCUUCUGUGCACCCAGCAACGCCCAUUUCACCUGGACGUGCCAGCGGCAUGACAACCCUCUCUGCAGAACUUUCCAGUCGACUCUCAACGGCACCCGACCUGACGGCGUUCAGCGACCCGCGCCAGUUCCCCGCGCUGCCCUCCAUCUCCGACCCCCGCAUGCACUAUCCAGGCGCCUUCACCUACUCCCCGACGCCGGUCACCUCGGGCAUCGGCAUCGGCAUGUCGGCCAUGGGCUCGGCCACGCGCUACCACACCUACCUGCCGCCGCCCUACCCCGGCUCGUCGCAAGCGCAGGGAGGCCCGUUCCAAGCCAGCUCGCCCUCCUACCACCUGUACUACGGCGCCUCGGCCGGCUCCUACCAGUUCUCCAUGGUGGGCGGCGAGCGCUCGCCGCCGCGCAUCCUGCCGCCCUGCACCAACGCCUCCACCGGCUCCGCGCUGCUCAACCCCAGCCUCCCGAACCAGAGCGACGUGGUGGAGGCCGAGGGCAGCCACAGCAACUCCCCCACCAACAUGGCGCCCUCCGCGCGCCUGGAGGAGGCCGUGUGGAGGCCCUACUGAGGCGCCAGGCCCGGCCCGGCUGGGCCCCGCGGGCCGCCGCCUUCGCCUCCGGGCGCGCGGGCCUCCUGUUCGCGACAAGCCCGCCGGGAUCCCGGGCCCUGGGCCCGGCCACCGUCCUGGGGCCGAGGGCGCCCGACGGCCAGGAUCUCGCUGUAGGUCAGGCCCGCGCAGCCUCCUGCGCCCAGAAGCCCACGCCGCCGCCGUCUGCUGGCGCCCCGGCCCUCGCGGAGGUGUCCGAGCCGACGCACCUCGAGGGUGUCCACCGGCCCCAGCACCCAGGGGACGCGCUGGAAAGCAAACAGGAAGAUUCCCGGAGGGCAACUGUGAAUGCUUCUGAUUUAGCAAUGCUGUGAAUAAAAAGAAAGAUUUUAUACCCUUGACUUAACUUUUUAACCAAGUUGUUUAUUCCAAAGAGUGUGGAAUUUUGGUUGGGGUGGGGGGAGAGGAGGGAUGCAACUCGCCCUGUUUGGCAUCUAAUUCUUAUUUUUAAUUUUUCCGCACCUUAUCAAUUGCAAAAUGCGUAUUUGCAUUUGGGUGGUUUUUAUUUUUAUAUACGUUUAUAUAAAUAUAUAUAAAUUGAGCUUGCUUCUUUCUUGCUUUGACCAUGGAAAGAAAUAUGAUUCCCUUUUCUUUAAGUUUUAUUUAACUUUUCUUUUGGACUUUUGGGUAGUUGUUUUGUUUGUUUGUUUGUUUUUGUUUUUUUGAGAAACAGCUACAGCUUUGGGUCAUUUUUAACUACUGUAUUCCCACAAGGAAUCCCCAGAUAUUUAUGUAUCUUGAUGUUCAGACAUUUAUGUGUUGAUAAUUUUUUAAUUAUUUAAAUGUACUUAUAUUAAGAAAAAUAUCAAGUACUACAUUUUCUUUUGUUCUUGAUAGUAGCCAAAGUUAAAUGUAUCACAUUGAAGAAGGCUAGAAAAAAAGGAUGAGUAAUGUGAUCGCUUGGUUAUCCAGAAGUAUUGUUUACAUUAAACUCCCUUUCAUGUUAAUCAAACAAGUGAGUAGCUCACGCAGCAAUGUUUUUAAUAGGAUUUUUAGACACUGAGGGUCACUCCAAGGAUCAGAAGUAUGGAAUUUUCUGCCAGGCUCAACAAGGGUCUCAUAUCUAACUUCCUCCUUAAAACAGAGAAGGUCAAUCUAGUUCCAGAGGGUUGAGGCAGGUGCCAAUAAUUACAUCUUUGGAGAGGAUUUGAUUUCUGCCCAGGGAUUUGCUCACCCCAAGGUCAUCUGAUAAUUUCACAGAUGCUGUGUAACAGAACACAGCCAAAGUAAACUGUGUAGGGGAGCCACAUUUACAUAGGAACCAAAUCAAUGAAUUUAGGGGUCACGAUUAUAGCAGUUUAGGGGCCCACCAGAAGCAGGCCUCAAGGAGUCAAUUUGCCUCUGUGUGCCUCAGUGGAGACAAGUGGGAAAACAUGGUGCAAGACCCCCUGUCCUGUGCUGCUCACUCAACAACAUCUUUGUGUUGCUUUCACCAGGCUGAGACCCUACCCUAUGGGGUAUAUGGGCUUUUACCUGUGCACCAGUGUGACAGGAAAGAUUCAUGUCACUACUGUCCGUGGCUACAGUUCAAAGGUAUCCAAUGUCGCUGUAAAUUUUAUGGCACUAUUUUUAUUGGAGGAUUUGGUCAGAAUGCAGUUGUUGUACAACUCAUAAAUACUAACUGCUGAUUUUGACACAUGUGUGCUCCAAAUGAUCUGGUGGUUAUUUAACGUACCUCUUAAAAUUCAUUGAAACGAUUUCAGGUCAACUCUGAAGAGUAUUUGAAAGCAGGACUUCAGAACAGUGUUUGAUUUUUAUUUUAUAAAUUUUAAGCAUUCAAAUUAGGCAAAUCUUUGGCUGCAGGCAGCAAAAACAGCUGGACUUAUUUAAAACAACUUGUUUUUGAGUUUUCUUAUAUAUAUAUUGAUUAUUUGUUUUACACACAUGCAGUAGCACUUUGGUAAGAGUUAAAGAGUAAAGCAGCUUAUGUUGUCAGGUCGUUCUUAUCUAGAGAAGAGCUAUAGCAGAUCUCGGACAAACUCAGAAUAUAUUCACUUUCAUUUUUGACAGGAUUCCCUCCACAACUCAGUUUCAUAUAUUAUUCCGUAUUACAUUUUUGCAGCUAAAUUACCAUAAAAUGACAGCAAAUGUAAAAAUUUAAUUUCUGAAAAGCACCAUUAGCCCAUUUCCCCCAAAUUGAACGUAAAUGUUUUUUUCAGCACAUGUUGCCAUGUCUGACCUGCAAAAAUGCUGGAGAAAAAUGAAGGAAAAAAUUAUGUUUUUAAGUUUAAUUCUGUUACCUGAAGAUAUUCCAACUCAAAACCAGCCUCAUGCUCUGAUUAGAUAAUCUUUUACAUUGAACCUUUACUCUCAAAGCCAUGUGUGGAGAGGCCUUGUCACUAUUGUAGGCUCACUGGAUUGGUCAUUUAGAGUUUCACAGACUCUUACCAGCAUAUAUAGUAUUUAAUUGUUUCAAAAAAAAUCAAACCGUAGUUGUUUUGGCGAUAGGUCUCACGCAACACAUUUUUGUGUGUGUGUGUGUGUGCGUGUGUGUGUGUGUGUGAAAAGUUGCAUUCAUUGACUUCAGGUAGAUUAAGGUAUCUUUUUAUUCAUUGCCCUCAGGAAAGUUAAGGUAUCAAUGAGACCCUUAAGCCAAUCAUGUAAUAACUGCAUGUGUCUGGUCCAGGAGAAGUAUUGAAUAAGCCAUUUCUACUGCUUACUCAUGUCCCUAUUUAUGAUUUCAACAUGGAUACAUAUUUCAGUUCUUUCUGUUUUUCUCACUAUCUGAAAAUACAUUUCCCUCCCUCUCUUCCUCCCAAUAUCUCCCUCUUUUUCUCUCUUCCUCUAUCUUCCAAACCCCACUUUCUCCCUCCUCAUUUUCCUACGUUCUCUUAAGCAGAUAGCACAUACCCCCACCCAGUACCAAAUUUCAGAACACAAGAAGGUCCAGUUCUUCCCCCUUCACAUAAAGGAACAUGGUGAGUCAGCCUUUCUCCUGUUCAUGGGUUUCUUCCAGCAGAACAGAGACAUUGCCAACCAUAUUGGAUCUGCUUGCUGUCCAAACCAGCAAACUUUCCUGGGCAAAUCACAAUCAGUGAGUAAAUAGACAGCCUUUCUGCUGCCUUGGGUUUCUGUGCAGAUAAACAGAAAUGCUCUGAUUAGAAAGGAAAUGAAUGGUUCCACUCAAAUGUCCUGCAAUUUAGGAUUGCAGAUUUCUGCCUUGAAAUACCUGUUUCCUUGGGACAUUCCGUCCUGAUGAUUUUUAUUUUUGUUGGUUUUUAUUUUUGGGGGGAAUGACAUGUUUGGGUCUUUUAUACAUGAAAAUUUGUUUGACAAUAAUCUCACAAAACAUAUUUUACAUCUGAACAAAAUGCCUUUUUGUUUACCCUAGCGUAUACAUUUGUUUUGGGAUUUUUGUGUGUUUGUUGGGAAUUUUGUUUUUAGCCAGGUCAGUAUUGAUGAGGCUGAUCAUUUGGCUCUUUUUUUCCUUCCAGAAGAGUUGCAUCAACAAAGUUAAUUGUAUUUAUGUAUGUAAAUAGAUUUUAAGCUUCAUUAUAAAAUAUUGUUAAUGCCUAUAACUUUUUUUCAAUUUUUUUGUGUGUGUUUCUAAGGACUUUUUCUUAGGUUUGCUAAAUACUGUAGGGACAAAAAUGCUUCUUUCUACUUUGUUUAUUUUAGACUUUAAAAUGAGCUACUUCUUAUUCACUUUUGUAAACAGCUAAUAGCAUGGUUCCAAUUUUUUUUAAGUUCACUUUUUUUGUUCUAGGGGAAAUGAAUGUGCAAAAAAAGAAAAAGAACUGUUGGUUAUUUGUGUUAUUCUGGAUGUAUAAAAAUCAAUGGAAAAAAAUAAACUUUCAAAUUGAAAUGAUGGUAUAACACAUCUACUGAAAAAGCAACGGGAAAUGUGGUCCUAUUUAAACCAGCCCCCACCUAGGGUCUAUUCGUGUGGCAAUUAUUGGGUUUGGUCACAAAACAUCCUGAAAAUUCGUGCGUGGGCUUCUUUCUCCCUGGUACAAACGUAUCGAAUGCUUCCUAAAGGGAAACUGUCAAGCUGGUGUCUUCAGCCAGAUGACAUGAGAGAAUAUCCCAGAACCCUCUCUCCAAGGUGUUUCUAGAUAGCACAGGAGAGCAGGCACUGCACUGUCCACAGUCCACGGUACACAGUCGGGUGGGCCGCCUCCCCUCUCCUGGGAGCAUUCGUCGUGCCCAGCCUGAGCAGGGCAGCUGGACUGCUGCUGUUCAGGAGCCACCAGAGCCUUCCUCUCUUUGUACCACAGUUUCUUCUGUAAAUCCAGUGUUAUAAUCAGUGUGAAUGGCAAAUAAACAGUUUGACAAGUA